This is a messenger RNA of Mya arenaria, 1728 nucleotides long. RefSeq names its product E3 ubiquitin-protein ligase TRIM33-like. The transcript has 3 exons. Gene Ontology annotation, molecular function: protein binding; zinc ion binding. The coding region runs from base 1 to 1728 and encodes 575 amino acids. Lineage: Eukaryota; Metazoa; Mollusca; Bivalvia; Myida; Myidae. The record is from RefSeq and is a predicted model, not a curated record.
AUGGAUGCAGGCUCGGGGAAAAAGGCACCCGAGGGAACAGGAUCAGUAUCUGAUCUUACCUUCUGCCAGCCAUGUGCGAACGAUGGCAAGAUCAUCUCUCCUGAUGCCUUCUGUACCGUCUGCAAGGAGUUCCUGUGUUCUAACUGUGCCCGAGUACACAGGAAUAUGAAGUUUACCAAAAGCCACGCUCUCAAGGACAAGAGUACCAUGUUUUCUUCAUUCCAACCAGAGAGUGAGAUUAAGUAUUUUACAGAAACAUGUGAGCGUCAUGCCGAAGAGUUCAUAAAAUACUUUUGUCCAAAUCAUGAGGUACCUCUGUGUGGAGACUGCUUGGCUGAGAAAGUACACAGCUCAUGCACUAUUGAAAGAAUUUCUCAAGUGGCAAAGCGGUACAAAGAGGGUGCAGAAUACAACAACCUGAAAACAGGACUUGUCCAGACGGCUAGUGACAUCGGCAAACUUUUACACGACAUACAGGCGAUCAUGAAAUCAGUUGACGAAGAAAGCUUUACCAAUAUCAAUGAGCUUCGCAAAUUCAGGAAUGAAAUGAACCAGUACCUGGAUAAAAGGGAAAACGAACUUUUGGCAGAAAUUGAUCAGAAGAAACAAACAUCCAAGACACUGCUAAAUGAAUUGAAAUCAAAAUGCACAAACAUGAACUCAUCCAUUGAGAAACUAAAGUCGGAGCUACAGGCACAGGACAACAAUAGCAACCAGCUAUUAAUAGUAGGAAAGCGAGCUAUAAAAGAGCUGGCGGGUUUCCAGGCAGCCCUAGAAGAGGUGAGCAGGAGGAGUGAAGUUCCGCGAUACAAGUUUCACAGGGACCCCGCAACUGAACACUUAAUAGCUUCUGAAAAAGCAAUAGGACGGUUAGAAGAGGGCUAUUCGACAUCGGUGUUAGGGCAGCAACAUGGACAAACGCAGACGAAGCAGGAUCAACUGCAUCAGGAGACGACGCAACAACACCAAAAACAGAUGAAAGCUGUUUCACAAAAAGGCGAAUCAACUUCGGCGGUAGGGCAGCAAGAACGACAACAACAAAAGGAGCAGCAGCCACCGCAACUCGAGACGAUGCAGCAACAACAAAAAUACAAGAAAGGUGUACCACAGAAAGACCACUUCAAAGGCAGUUCAGACCUAAGCCAGGCAAAGUUCAUCAGACAGCCAGACAUAUCUGUGAAGACAUCAGAUGAUACCCGUGACUUCUGGCUGACCAGUAUGGCCCUUCUGUCCAGAGGCAGGCUCCUUCUGGCUGACCGCUACAAUUGCUCAGUAAAGCUUGUGGACACCACUACCAAAAAGAUGGUGUCCCAGGUGAAACUUCCAGGUGGUCCGUGGGACCUGUGUCUCCUGCCCGGGGACAGGGCAGCCGUCACUCUGCCUAAAGAGGGAAAGAUACAGUUCGUAUCUACUCAGGGAAAUGAAACAUUACUGGAUAUUGUUAAAGUAGAUAGAGAAUGUCGUGGAAUAGAUUUCUGUGAUGACAAAUUGCUAGUAUCCUUCUCCUUCCCAGCCAAGGUUGUGUUGAUGGACAUGAAGGGAAAGGUGAAGAAGAGUGCGGACAAAGACAGCAGUGGAAAAUCUUUGUUUCAAUAUCCUGAGUAUCUGACAGUGACCAGAGAGAGCCAGACUCCUCCAGUUAUAUAUGUCUCGAACGGGGGCACCAACACCAUAACCAAGCUGAGCAUCUCACUAGAGGUGCUCCAGUCAUAUAAGAUCCGUUACUGA